CUGUGAUGUGAGGUAUGGCACCUAGCAUCUGACAAAGGUUCAAAGACGUAGGGUAGGCGCGUCAGUCCCAAAGCUGUCAGAUUAGAGGCCUGCCAUGACCAAAGCACACACUGUUAUCCUGGGGGGUGGUGUGAUCGGCCUAAGCGCAGGCAUCACUUUCCUUGAGCGUACAUCUGCAGACACAUUUCAAGUCACGCUUGUCAGCAAAGAUCUCCCUCCGCGGCUCUCGAAGCAUACCACGUCUAAUGACAAGGCGGCGGGCGAGAUCGAGCGGCAGUCAUCCGAGUAUGCGUCCGCAUGGGCUGGCGCACACCACGUCAGUGCCGCUAAUAGCGAGCGGGAACUACGAUGGGACAAGCUAACAUUCGAAAAGAUGAAAACACUGCAAUGCGAACGGCCCUGGGACUCGUGGUGGCCUGAAGAUAGCAUCGCGCAACCCCUCGCGUGGGUGAACCAGGUGGAGACCUUCCAUUCUUCAAAGCCAGAGGAAUGGAUAAAACCGCUGGAAUGGUAUCCUGAUUUCGAAGUCUUGCCACAAGAACGUCUCCCUCGAAACACAGCCAGCGGCUGCAGGUUUUCCACACUCGACAUCAACGUGCCUCUCUACCUCCCAUGGCUACGCGCACGGUUUGAAGAGCUCGGAGGCGUGAUAAUACAACGCUCCGUCGACUCUGUCGCCGAGUGCAUCCAAUUCGCAGAGGCAGAUGCGGGUAUGCCUGUGACAGCUGUGGUCGUAUGCCCAGGGCUCGGCGCUAGAAAGCUUUUGGACGUGCGUGACCACAGCAUGUAUCCCCUGCGGGGGCAAGUCGCGCGUGUGCAUGCGCCCUCUUGCGACUCGAGCAUUGUCCGCACUUGGUCAAGCAGAAAGGGGGAAGAGCAGCAUCGCUAUACUGGUUACAGUCGCUGUAAUCAGGAGGGGUGGAGAGAUUGCUACAUCAUCCCAAUGGGCGAUGGUACCUUUGUCGUCGGUGGAACCAGAAUCCCUAAUGACUGGAGUUCGGACGUUCGCCCUGAAACGACGAAGAAGAUUCUAGAGCAAGUACUGCAGGUCUUUCCGGAGCUGGCAAACGUAGGUGGGGUGCCGCUCCCUGAGAACGUCAAGGUGAACUCAGUCGGCGUUGGCCUGCGCCCCGCGCGCAAAGCAGGUGCUCGGCUGGAGGAGGGUCCUGCGCUGACCUGGGAAGCUCCAAAGGGUACGAAGAAGACGUGCCGAGUCAUUUAUGCUUACGGCUUCGGAGGCUUUGGUUACCAGGCAUCGUGGGGUAUUGCGGAUGAUGUGUGGGAAAUAUAUGCUCGCCCCUCGCUUCGUUCCCCAGCGCGCGAGCCUCGGCUAAAUCGAAUGUAAACUUGUUCUAAUGCACCGGUAGCGGGUAUAGUGACUGGAUUCUUGGCUCCCUGGGGGUCAUUCACAUGCACACGCAAAACGCAAAUACAUUCACGGUGUAAGAGUCUUAGACUGUCCCACAACGAUCUAAUGAUACUGCAGCAGAC
Tilletiaria anomala UBC 951 is the source of this 1491-nucleotide messenger RNA. RefSeq names its product FAD dependent oxidoreductase. The record is from RefSeq and is a predicted model, not a curated record. The transcript is spliced from 5 exons. Lineage: Eukaryota; Fungi; Basidiomycota; Exobasidiomycetes; Georgefischeriales; Tilletiariaceae. Gene Ontology annotation, molecular function: FAD binding; D-amino-acid oxidase activity. Bases 95 to 1345 code for a protein of 416 amino acids.